This is a messenger RNA of Neurospora hispaniola, 653 nucleotides long. RefSeq lists its product as uncharacterized. The record is from RefSeq and is a predicted model, not a curated record. Bases 44 to 298 code for a protein of 84 amino acids. The transcript has a single exon. Lineage: Eukaryota; Fungi; Ascomycota; Sordariomycetes; Sordariales; Sordariaceae.
UUUUUUUUUAUAUCUUACUUGUACUUGCUUCGUUGUUUAUGUUAUGUUUUUUUUUUGUUGGGUUGGGUUUCACAGCCACAGAAGCGGAAGUCUAUAUGAAGAAGGAAUCAUCACACACGUUCAUCAUCAUUAUCAUCACACAAAGCUGGUGUUUUGCUUUGCUUUGCUCUGCGUUAUGGAGGCCGCCUUGCUUGGUAUACAUUCUCUGUCUGUCCCCGUUAUGAUGCUUUUGACGAUCUCGCCAUGUUUUGUCUUGUCGUUGUUGUGGUGGUUUAUAUUGCUAUGGACUUGCUUAUAGCGGUGGACGUAUCUUCUCGAGUUUUUCCCCUUUUCCCUGGCUGUAGGUUCACUCAGCCUUUUGAUUUGAAGGGGAUAGCGGAGAGUCACCUAGACCUAUGUGGACAGUAGUAGUUGGGUAGGCUACGGUGCAAGCGUGGUUGGUUAAGGGUAAAGGUAGUUGUGCUCAGGUUGCUUACUUAGUGUCUACCUAGGUCUGUAGUCUAGGGUGUGGGAAAAGAUUAGAGUAGCAGAGCACAUAGUGGGAAAACGGGUGGUUAGAGGUAGUUGUAAUUAUAGUAGAAUCUGUUGUAGCUGGGUGUUAUACUGUGAGGGUAUGGACUGCCUGCCUGCCUGCCUGCCUGCCUGCCUGCCUG